AUGAGCAGUCCGCCGAGCCCUUCUCCGUUCCGAUGGUUCAAAGCCCUGCAAAGGACCAGGCUGGGGGAGCCCUGUCUGAAGACAUAUCCUCUUGAGUGUGAGGAUCUGCUGAGGAGAGCGAGAGUCGCCUUUAAAGCGGGACGCACCAUCAAGGAGGUCUUCAGACUGGCUCAGCUAGAGGCUUUGGUGCGGAUGCUUGAGGAACACGAGUGUGAUUUUGUGGAUGCUCUUGGAAGGGACCUCCAUAAGCCAAGGUUUGAGACAGUUGUGUCGGAAUUGAUUCUGGUCAAGAACGAGGCGCUUCAUGCCAUCAACAACCUUAAGAAGUGGAUGCAGCCGCAGCACAUGGAAAGAAACCUGUCAACCACGUUGGACGAGUGUCUAAUAUCCAGUGAGCCGCUGGGGGUGGUGUUUAUCAUGGGGACCUGGUGCAGUCCAGUCCAAACGUGUCUGGUGCCGCUGGUAGGGGCCAUCGCAGCAGGAAACUGUGCAAUCAUCAGCCCCUGUGAGUGGACCGCUCACACGGCAGAGCUCCUUCAUCGUCUCAUCCCCUUCUUCUUGGACAAUGAAUGUUUCCAUGGGAUUCUGGCUGGCACGAAUGACCUGCCUGAAGUUGUGGAACUUAAAUUUGACCAUGUGUUCUUUACAGGCAACAGGGAGGAGGGUAGCAGGAUUGCGCAGGCUGCAGCUUGUACACUCACACCCGUCACCCUGAUUUUGGGUGGCAAGAACCCAUGUUAUGUGGACCAACACUGUGACAUUUCCACCACCGCACAACGCAUCACUUGGGCUCGUUUUCACAAUGCUGGACAGAGUUUGGUGGCUCCUGACUACAUCCUGUGCCACACAGAUGUCCAAGCACGGCUAGUGCAGGCCCUGAAGUGCUGCCUAAUGCAGUUCUACGGCUCUGAUCCCAUAGAGUCCCGCAGCUAUGGCCGCAUGGUCAAUCUAGAGAUCUUCAAUCAUACAAGAAACGUGCUGUGGAGAUCUGGCAAGGUGGCUGUUGGUGGCCAAGUCAUAGAAGCAGAGAAAUAUAUCGCCCCAACGAUUUUGACGGGGGUAGCAGAAUCAGAUCCCAUCAUGCAACAGGACAUUUUGGGCCCAGUUCUUCCUAUUCUGACUGUAAACAAUAUGGAGGAAGCAAUUGCUUUCAUUAAUAAGCAAGAUAAACCCCUCUGUGUGUAUGCAUAUUCCACCAACAGCAAGGUCGUCUCAAGGCUAAUGAGUGAGACAUCUAGUGGAAGCUUCUGCUCCAAUGACAGCAUCCUGCAGAGUCUGAUGGUGGCUCUGCCAUUCGGUGGAGUUGGUCCCAGUGGAAUGGGUUCCUACCAUGGCCGCCAAAGCUUUGAUACCUUCUCUCACAGGAAAUCAUGCCUGCUAAGAGGCACACGGUUCGAGUGUGUAACCUAUCUGCGUUAUCCACCCUAUGAGGACCGCAAUCUGUCUCUAAUGACAUGGGCCACUACCCUGUCCCAGAAGAGCCAGGGCUGGUGCCAGAUCCUAUGA
Molecule: messenger RNA, 1506 nt
Organism: Anoplopoma fimbria (sablefish)
Lineage: Eukaryota; Metazoa; Chordata; Actinopteri; Perciformes; Anoplopomatidae
Gene: aldh3b4
Product: aldehyde dehydrogenase 3 family, member B2
Exons: 10
Coding region: 1-1506 (501 amino acids)
Biological process (GO): aldehyde metabolic process
Cellular component (GO): cytoplasm
Molecular function (GO): aldehyde dehydrogenase (NAD+) activity
Source: RefSeq, a predicted model, not a curated record